Strongylocentrotus purpuratus (purple sea urchin) is the source of this 816-nucleotide messenger RNA. RefSeq lists its product as uncharacterized. The record is from RefSeq and is a predicted model, not a curated record. NCBI's taxonomy places the organism in Eukaryota, Metazoa, Echinodermata, Echinoidea, Camarodonta, Strongylocentrotidae. Bases 57 to 485 code for a protein of 142 amino acids. The transcript is spliced from 4 exons.
CCUUAAAAGGGACCAUUAAACGGAUUAUUUCAGUCAAGUUGAGUCUGGCCUCUGAAAUGAAUAACAGAGAGAAGUAUUGUUUGCAGUCUGUGCAAGACCUGAUUUUACGAGAUGUACAUGCUUGUGAUGUGCAGGAUUACCUCUUUGAGACGAGUGUACUCACCUUGGAUGAUCUGACUUCAUUAGAAGAGGAGAAGAAUCCAAAGAGACAGAUCAGGAUGGUGCUGCAGUGGGUGAAUGAAAGGCCAGCUACAUUUCAGCAUUUUUCAGAUGCACUGCGGGACAGACAUCCUUACAUCAUACAAGAAAUGGAAAAAGCAAGAGCAUCAGCUUCUUCUGACUGCAGUUCUGCUAACCAGCAGCCAGUUACUCCUACCAAGCACUACGUGAUUGAGGGCGAUGGGAACUUUGUUGUCGCUGAUUCAGAAAAUACAAGAGUCCACAUGAAACGCAGAGAUGUUCCUGCUGGACCAGGGCCUAGUUGAUGUCUGGAAGAUUUUGCAUUACGUACACCAACUCAACAUCUCACUAGGAAACCUGAUGGAGAAAUUACUUUUCUAACCUUUGGAUCAAAACUUUGGAACUGGCUACAUACUAUUGUGAAGACUGCUUUUUAUCUGUUGACCAGUUUUAAAAAUGUCUGCAGUCCCAUUUAUUUUGAUGGAGGACAUUGGAUCGCAUUGGCUCAACUAGUCUUUUUGAAGUGAUAUCUUAUUGUAUACAACAAAAGUGGCCCAAACAUGUGGAGUAAUGUGUGCAAUGCUUUGUUACACCACUUUGGAGAUAAAUAAUAAUAAUAAAAACGGUGCUUAGUAA